Vanderwaltozyma polyspora DSM 70294 is the source of this 1527-nucleotide messenger RNA. It is a transcript of the gene ALG2, whose product is annotated as GDP-Man:Man(1)GlcNAc(2)-PP-dolichol alpha-1,3-mannosyltransferase. The transcript has a single exon. Gene Ontology annotation, molecular function: GDP-Man:Man(1)GlcNAc(2)-PP-Dol alpha-1,3-mannosyltransferase activity; alpha-1,3-mannosyltransferase activity. The record is from RefSeq and is a predicted model, not a curated record. NCBI's taxonomy places the organism in Eukaryota, Fungi, Ascomycota, Saccharomycetes, Saccharomycetales, Saccharomycetaceae. The coding region runs from base 1 to 1527 and encodes 508 amino acids.
AUGUCAGAAAGUGAUACAAAGAAGUUGAAGGUGGCCUUUAUCCAUCCUGAUUUAGGGAUUGGUGGUGCUGAGCGUUUGGUUGUUGAUGCUGCUAUGGGCUUACAAGAGAAAGGCCAUAAGAUUGAUAUUUUCACUAGUCAUUGCGAUAUGUCCCAUUGUUUUGAAGAGGUCAAGUCAGGUAAGCUUAAUGUUGAAGUUCAUGGUGAUUCUCUUCCAACUACUAUUGGUGGAAAGUUUUACAUUAUUUGCUCUAAUUUAAGGCAAUUGUUUCUGAUAUUUAGAAUGAUACUUAGUGGAAAAAUCAAUGAAUAUGAUGUAUUCUUUGUAGACCAAUUAUCAACCUGUGUUCCAUUGAUACAUUUAUUUAGCAGUGGUAAGAUAUUAUUUUACUGCCAUUUCCCAGAUAUGUUGUUAGCCUCUAGGACAUCUUUACUAAAGAAAAUUUAUAGAAUCCCAUUUGAUAUACUCGAACAAUACACAAUCAGUGUUGCUGAUAGCAUAGUGGUUAAUUCUAAUUUUACUAAAUCUAUUUAUGAAAAGACAUUUAAAUACAUAUCUAAUGUACCUGAUGUUGUUUAUCCAUGUGUUGAUACCUCAGCGAAUGUUGUUAUUCAAGAUGUAGACAAAAGUAUAUUUAAGAAACUUUUGAAGGAAGAUGAUAUCUUUUAUUUAAGUAUUAACCGUUAUGAAAGGAAAAAAGACAUAAGUCUGGCAAUUAAAUCAUUUGGGCAAUCUGUAGAAAGAUACUCAAAAAAUUGCAGAUUGGUUAUAUGUGGUGGAUAUGAUGAAAGAGUCACUGAAAAUGUCGAAUACUUAGAGGAAUUGAAAAAGGAAACCAAAGAACUUGGUAUGGACUUCGUAGUAGGAUUUUAUCAAAAAUUAGUUGAUCAAGAUUAUUUGAAUUCCUUUGAUUCUUCAAAUGCAAAAGUUAUCUUCUUGACGUCGAUUUCAUCAUCUUUAAAAGAAUUAUUAUUAGAGAAAACAGAAAUGCUAUUGUACACGCCUUCAUUCGAGCAUUUUGGUAUUGUACCAUUGGAAGCAAUGAUAAAUGGGAAACCUGUCCUAGCUGUAAACUGCGGCGGUCCCCUAGAGACCGUCGAGUCCCUUGACAUAAAUAUUAAUGCCACUGAAACUACAGGUUGGCUGAAAGAACCUAAUCCUCAAGAUUGGGCUUCUGCAAUUAAUGAAUAUGCCCAAAUCAGAAAAGAUAAAUCAGGUACAUACGAUAAAGUAAAUUUCAAGAAGAGUGGUCCUAAAAGAGUUGCAAAACUAUUUUCGCGUGAUGCAAUGACAGCAAAUAUCGAGAACAAUAUUGACAAAAUGAUAUGGAAGGAUAAUUUGAGAUAUCCUUGGGAAAUAGCAUUAACAGUGACGUUUAAUAUUUUACUUCAAAGUACAAUUUCUAAGAUACUUCCUAACAAUAUAAUUCCAUUUUUAUUUUUAUCGUUGUUAGUUGGUGUAGUGUUUAAAAGUAAAACUUGGUCAUUAUACUGGCUUGCCAUGUCAGCAUUUCUAUAUUUUUCAUAA